Fusarium vanettenii 77-13-4 is the source of this 1821-nucleotide messenger RNA. RefSeq lists its product as uncharacterized. Gene Ontology annotation, cellular component: mitochondrion. Gene Ontology annotation, biological process: branched-chain amino acid biosynthetic process. Bases 1 to 1821 code for a protein of 606 amino acids. The record is from RefSeq and is a predicted model, not a curated record. Lineage: Eukaryota; Fungi; Ascomycota; Sordariomycetes; Hypocreales; Nectriaceae. Gene Ontology annotation, molecular function: dihydroxy-acid dehydratase activity. The transcript is spliced from 5 exons.
AUGUCAAGACAGUACCUCAACUUCCCCAGUCUCCCGGACAAUGCGGAGAAGGACGGAAAACUGCGAUUGAACCGACAUUCCAGCUACAUCACCAAUGACCAUGACUUUCCAGCUGCUAAGACUAUGCUAUACGCUGCCGGAGUGCCGGACGAACACACCAUGCAAAACAGCCCGCAAGUUGGAAUUGCUUCGGUGUGGUGGGAGGGGAAUCCGUGCAAAAACCUAGCUGAGUUUGAGCCCUCUGUUAGCAUGCAUUUGCUCGAGAUCGGAAAGGUGGCCAAGGAAGCCGUCAUGAAGGAAGGAUUUCUUGCCUGGCAGUACAACACGAUUGUACUGGAGACACAAAAAGACACAUGGCUGAUAGCUUCAGGCAUGCGUUUCUCACUACAGUCCCGCGAAAUCAUUGCCGACAGCAUCGAAACAGUCACCUGUGCUCAGAGUCACGACGCUUGCAUUGCAAUCCCAGGCUGUGACAAAAAUAUGCCUGGCUGUGUCAUGGGCAUCGCGAGGCACAAUCGUCCCUCGGUGAUAAUAUACGGCGGCACUCAACGUGGAGGCUUCAGUAAGCUUCUACAGCGGCCGAUCGACAUUAACACUUCAUCCGAAGUCCGAGGCGCAUACAUACUGGGUAGGAUGAACGAGUGGGCUAAGAGAUCCGACUACACGCCCGAGGAGCUCAUGUGUGAUGUCGAGAAGAAUGCGGUGCCAGGACCGGGAGCCUGCGGUGGAAUGUACACUGCCAACAGUCUUGCGGUUGUCAUCGAAGUUCUUGGUCUUUCCAUCCCAGGGUCUUCCUCGUCACCGGCCAAAUCUCCGACCAAGAUGAGAGAAUGCAGUUCCAUGGGCAAGGUUAUCCGAAACUGUCUCGAGAAGAACAUCAGACCCAGCGACCUCUUGACUAGGAAGGCUUUUGAGAAUGCUCUCACAAUCAUGAUGUGUCUUGGAGGAUCAACCAAUUCAGUCCUACACACAAUUGCUAUGGCUAAGACAGCUAAUGUCGACCUCACGCUGGACGACUUUCAGCGUGCCUCCAACAAAACACCCUACAUCGCGAAUAUGCAGCCGAGCGGGCGCUACAACAUGGAGGAUCUAUACAACAUCGGAGGGAUCCCGUCAGUUGUCAAGCUCUUGAUCGCAGGAGGGCUUCUCCGUGGCGAUACAUUAACCGUGACAGGCCAGACGUUGGCCGAGAAUGUGGAAUCUUGGCCUUCUCUCCCCCAGGGACAGGAGAUUAUACGAUCUCUUGAUGCUCCGAUCAAACCCACUGGCCACAUCGAGAUCUUACGCGGGAACAUUGCCCCUGGAGGAGCCGUGGCCAAGAUCACAGGGAAACAAGGCCUUCAGUUCACUGGCAAGGCCCGAGUAUUUGAUGGCGAGCAGGCUUUGUGUACCGCACUGGACAAAGGACAGGUGCCUCGCGAUGAGAACAUCGUCUUGGUCGUGCGGUAUGAAGGCCCCAAAGGUGGUCCCGGGAUGCCAGAGCAGCUGAGGGCCUCAGGGUCAUUGAUUGGAGGCAACUUCAAGAACGUUGCCCUCAUCACUGACGGGAGAUACUCUGGUGCCAGCCACGGGUUUAUCGUUGGACAUAUUGUUCCGGAAGCAGCUGAAAGGGGACCUAUCGCCAUCGUCGAGGAUGACGAUGUGAUCUGUAUUGACGCAGUAUCUCAUCGCAUUGACAUGCCACACAUUACAGAGGAGCAAGUCAAGAGGCGCCUAGGGUGCCUGAAGCCGUUCGAUAUGCCUGUUACAAGAGGCGCUCUUGCCAAGUACGCGCAUCUGGUGAAAGAUGCUUCUAGAGGAGCAGUGACGGAUAUUUUCUGA